UCUACCAGGGAACUGGAUCUGGUUCCAAGAUGGCGGCACAGAUGGCGGUAAAUUCAGGAGCCAGUCUGUGGGGGCCGCUGAAGGAGCUGUGGGAGACUGUGGAGGGGGCGGUAUGGCGGAGGCAGGCGGAGAGCGUCCACCUGCUGGGCCUGCAGCUGAAGAAACACAAGCCGCACUUCCUGUCACUCUUCAAGAACCCACCAAAGAGCGCAGAGCAGAGAGAGAAGGUACGGAAGGCGAGCUUGGAAGGCAUUUCCAUCCAGGGCCAGCAAGGGGCCCGACUCCUUCCAGAGGCACUGCUCACAGAAGCCUUCAUACUGAGUGAUCUCUUUGAUAUGGGAGAGAUGGCAGCCCUGGAGCUGCUUCUGGCAGGAGAGCAUCAGCAGCCAUACUUCCCCGGGCUGACGCGUGGGCUGGUGGCUGUGCUCCUGUACUGGGACGGCAAACGAUGUCUGGCUAAUUCUCUACGAGCGCUUAUCCAAUCCCGCCAUGGCAAGACCUUCACCCUGGACCUCAGCCCUGAGCUGGUGGCGCUCACCACGCGCUUCACAGACGAGCUGAUGAGCCAGGGCCUGACGCAGCGCAUCCUCACGCUGGUGUCCGAGAUCGGCGUGACGCGGGAGUUUGAGCGCCUGCAGAAGCAGUGCGGCCUGGGAAACGAGAAGCACAGGAAGGAGGUGGCUGAUCUCAUCAAGGAGUGCCGCCUCUCUCUCGCCGAGUGUCUGUUUUCCUGGACCUGCCAGACACCUCUGAGCAAGGAUGACACCCUGGCCCUGAUUGGUCACCUUGAGACAGUGACACCAGAGGCUGACGGCUCAUUGGACAACGUGAAUGUGGCUCUGGUCAUGGCUCUGCUGUACUGCUUGGAUGUCAGCUUUCUGGAACAGGGAACAGAGGACAGAGAAGACCUCCUUCAGGCACUGCCGCUGUUGACAGAGAAGGAGUACGUGUCUGCGGUUCACAGCCGGCUGGUGGAGGGCCAGCCCUGGAAGCUGCCGGGCCUGCAGGCGGUGGUGCGGCUGGCCUGGGCCCUGUCUCUGCGCGCACUCUCCCAGCUGCCGCAAGGAGCAGCUCUGGUGGAGUUUACGGAGGGGGACGAGUCUCUGGCGGACCAGGCCCUGCUGGAUGGAGUGUUCCUCUUCCUGACGGAGGGCGUGCUGGGCUGCGAGGGCUUUACCCAGGAGGAGUUUUACACCCGCCGCCUCCACUCCCUCAUCACGGACUUCCUCGCACUCAUGCCCAUGAAGGUGAAGCAGCUGCGGAAUCGUGCUGACGAGGACGCCAGGCUGGUGCACAUGGCUCUGCAGAUGGGCACUGAGCCCCCCACCCCCCUGCGAAAAGACCUGGACCACCUCAUGAUCCUGAUUGGAGAGUUCUACAGCAAAGACCCCUUCAGCCUGGAGCUGGCCUUGGAUUUCUGGUGUCCCUCAGAGUCGCUCCAGCACACCUCACUCACAGGCUCCUACCUGGGCAUGGCCCUGCAGAGACCCCCCCACAAGCAGGUGGUGCUGUCCAAGUUCGUGCGACAGAUGGGGGACCUCCUGCCGCCCACCCUGUACAUCCCCUACCUGCGCAUGCUGAAGGGGCUGGCCAACGGGCCGCAGUGCGCCCAGUACUGCCUCUGCCUGCUCCGCACCAACGGAACCCCGCACAGGGAAAACCUGCAGGGGGCAGUAGCGGGCAGCCCCGUGUCCUGGGACCACUUCUUCCAGUCUCUGAUGCUGUACCACGAGAACCUGCGCAGGGACCUGCCGAGCGUGGACGCGGCGCACUACCGCCACCCGCCGCUCCGGGGCAUCACGCAGCGGGAGCUGGACGGCCUGACCGCCUUCCUGCAGCUGCUCACCACCGUUGUCACCUGGAGUGAGAGCGCUCGCCUGACGCUGUGCAAACACCCUCAGUGGACACCCGUGGUGGUGAUGCUAGGGCUCAUGCAGUGCAGUAUCCCGCCUUCCCUCAAGGGGGAGCUCCUGCACUGCCUGGCUGCCUUCGGCAAGUCGCCUGAGAUCGCUGCCUCCCUGUGGCAGUCCCUGGAAUAUGCACAGAUCCUCCAGACAGUUCGAGCCCCAGGGCAGAGACCAACUGCAGGGAUAGAGGUGGAGCUGAAUGAGAUUGAGUCCAGCUGUGAGGAGUACCCUCUGACCCGGGCCUUUUGCCACCUGAUCAGCACGCUGGUGGAGACGGCUCUGCCAGUUAACCUGGGGGUGGGGCUGCGCCCGCCCGGGUUACAGCCCUACCUGGACUUCCUGCGCGACGCCGUUUUCCUUCCCUUCCCCACCCGGGCCUACCGCCGUGCAGCUGAAAAGUGGGAGGUGGCGGAGGCGGUGCUGGAGGUCUUCCACAAGCUCCUGCGGGACUACAAGCCCCAGCCCGGGGACUUCCUGUCGGAGGUGGUGUUGCAGCAGGGGGAGCAGGUUCCUGCCCACAAGCCCCCUGGGUACAGCCUGAUGUUCCACCUGCUGAACGACUCGCCCAUGCUGGCCCUCUGCCUCAGGCUGCUGGAGGAGGGGCUCUGCCUCCUGGACACCUACGCCCCCUUCCCCGGUCAGAAGCAGCUGGAGCGGGCGGUGUUGCACUGCCUGUGCCUGCUGGACCUGGCCCUGCAGAAGCAGGCGGUGUUCAUGGACCUGCUGCGGGAGAGCCAGGCGUCGCUGCUGGUGUCCCCGCUGGAGCAGCUCCUUCAGGGCAUCAGCGCCCGCAGCCGGCGGGCCGACCACAUCGUCAACAUCGCCAGGUACCUGUACCACAGUAGCACCAUCCCAGAAGCUGGCCUCCUGAGUGCCAAAAUCUUGUGCCACAUCGCCCGCUACCCCAACAUUCAGACGCGGCUCGUGGGAGACUUCACACAUGAUCAGACUGUGAGUGACAAGCUGAUGGCAGGAUUUGUGGAGUGUCUGGACAAUGAAGAAGCAGAAGAGGACGUAGAGAAGGAUGACGACUCUGACCCAGAGAAGGGAGUGGCACAUACCCGGCAUGAAACCAAGGUCCACAUCCUGAACCUUCUGAUCACAUCUCUGGAGCUGAAGCCUCCGAACCUGGCCCUCUACCUGCUGGGCUACGAGCUCAAGAAGCCCGUCUCAACCACCAACCUGCAGGACGCAGGAGUGCUGGGGUGUCCGCGAAGCUGCCUGCACGCCAUUCUCAGCCUGCUGCAGAGGGGCUGUGAGAGGCGAUCAGGACCCGUCCUCACCCAGGAGGCCCCUCACCUGGCUGAGCUCUGCUACCAGGUGAUCUACCAGCUGUGUGCGUGUUCGGACACGUCGGGCCCCACCAUGCGCUACCUGAGGACCAGCCAGGACUUCCUGUACUCCCACCUGCAGCACCUACCCUUCAUCCUCCCAGACGCCAAGAUCGCCGCGCUCUCGCAGAUGUCCUGGCUCAUGAAGACCGCCGCCAUCGAGCUGCGGGUGACGUCACUGAACCGCCAACGCUCCCACACGCAGCGCCUGCUGAACCUGCUCCUGGACGACCAGCCGCACACACAGCACGCAGCAGACGGGGAAACGGGGAUGGAGGAGGAGACUCGAUCUGUCAGUGGGUUCCUGCAUUUUGACACCGCCUCCAAAGUGCGUAGGAAACUCCUCAGCAUCCUGGAUGCCAUUGACUUCAGUCAGAAGGUCCCAGAGCUGCUGCAGCUGGACUUCUUUGAGCGCGCUCAGAUCGAGCAGGUCAUCUCCAACUGCGAGCAUGUCGACAAGCACGGACACACUGUCUGCAACGUCAAGUUGCUGCACAGAGUCCUAGUUGCAGAAGUCAACGCCCUCCAGGGCAGAGCAGCCAUUGGUCAGCGCCCCCUACUGAUGGAGGAGGUGAACUCCAUCCUGCAGCAGGUGGUGGAGAGGAACCAGGUGCGGCACAGCCUGAGCGCCAAGCGGCACGCCCUGCAGUCCUGGAGGGAGCUGGUGGAGACGCUGUUCACCGCCUGCCCCUUCGACCUCAUCCCCACCGACGAGCGGCAGCUGAUCAUCCGAGACCUGCUGCUGGACCUGCACGACAAGGUGUUGUCGGAAGACGCAGCGGUGGAGUUGAUGCCGGUGGUUGCGGGGGCGGUCUUCACCCUCACAGCGAACCUCAGCCAUUCCAUUCUCUCCGAACAGCAGCAGGGGGCGGGGCUGGAGGGCGGGGCCUCCUCAGGUUUCGCCUCCAUCGCAAACUCCGCCCUACACCUGAUCCUUCGCAAACUGCUGGACUUCAUUCUCUGCACAGGUGGAGGAUUCCAGCGACUGCGUGCACACCUGUAUGGGUCCCUACUCUACUACCUGCAGAUCGCUCAGAAGCCUGAGGAGCCAGACACAUUGCAGACAGAUGGGAAGUCCAUGUGGGAGCGUCUCACGGCUCCAGAGGACGGUUUCUCCAAGCUGCAGAGGGAGAACCUGGCCAUCAUUGAGAGCUACGGCACUGCGCUCAUGGAGGUGGUGUGCAGGGACGCCUGUGACGGACACGAGAUCGGCAGGAUGCUGGCGCUGGCGGUGCUGAACAGGAUCAUAUCCAUCGACCGGCAGAGACAGUGGCUGCUGUUCGUGUGUAACAGCGGGUACCUGCGCGUGCUGGUGGAGAGUCUGAGGCAGGACGACGCUGCCCUACAGGCCCUGCUCACGCCCCAGCCCCCGCUGCUCAAACCCCUCUACGUCUACGAGUCCAAGAUGGCCCUCCUCAUGCGGGUGGCGAUGACAGGCCCGGGGGCGGUGGAGCUGCUGCGCUGUGGCCUGGUGGCCCAGCUGGUGGAGUGCCAGGUGUUCGACAUGCUCCCCGAGAGCGACUCCCACAGAGUGUUUGGCCAGCGGGACCCCAGUGGCUUCAUCCCCGCCCCGCUCGACCUCUACAGACAGAUCCUGCUGCCAGCCCUCAGGCUCCUCCAGGUCAUCCUCACUUCCACUCAACACCAGGAGGGGGCAGCACAGGUGCUACACUGGCUGAUCGCUCACUCAGACACCAUCCAGUCCAUCCUGCGCUGCCAGGAACUGAGCAUGGGCGCCCUACAGGAGCUCUCCAUGAUCACGGGCAUCAUCAGCAAGACCGCCCUGCCAGGAGUACUGAAGAUGGAGCCAGAUGUGAACAGCUCUACGUUGAUGGAGUUCCAGGGGCACAUCGGGAGGUUCCAGCGUCAGUGCCUGUCUCUGCUUGGCCGGCUGGCAGGCAGUGAGCGCGUGCGGAUCCUGAAGCUGGCGGAGGAGGGCGCGGCCCCCGGGGAACCGGCCGACCGGCGGGAGGAGAUGGAGCUGGCGGCGCAGCAGAUCUGUGCCAAUGUGAUGGAGUACUGCCAGACCCUGCUGCUGCAGAGCUCGGCCAAGGCCCAGUUCAGCAUCUGCCUCUUCAGCCCCUCUGUCACCGAGCCGGCUGCCAGAGAGGGUCCCCGCGCAGAUCUGCCGGUGCCCGCCGUGCCCACCUCCCGGGUGCCCAGCCUCGGCCUGGUGCUCUUCCUGCUGAAGAACGCCGCUGCCGACUUCUUCCGCUUCCACCAGAGCCACCAGCAGAGCCUGAACAAACUGCAGGGCCUGGAUCACCUGCCCCCAGAGGAGCUCAAAGAGCUCUGCCAGGCCCUGGUGUACGGCUCUGGAGGGGUGGACAAAAUCCCCUCUGUCCAGCGGAGUGUUCUGGCGAAGCGCCGCCUGGUCCAGCUCAUCAACAACCGGGCCAAGCUGCUGGCCCUCUGCUCCUACAUUGUUGAGACUUGCCUUUUUGUGCUGUGGCGCCACCUGGAGUACUACCUAUUGUACUGCACCCCCAGCGACCCAAAGGACUCCCUUCUGCCUAGCACUAAUCCCUUUGGCGUGCUGCAGAGCAGCGGGGGCCGAAGCCUGGGCCUGUCUCAAGUCAGCAGGCAGGAUCUGGAUCAGCUGCAGGGGGAUGUAGCCGCCAGUUUCGGAGACUCUCUGCAGAGGAAGCUGCUGGAGGUGGAGGUGAUCUACAGCCAGGCACGCUCACGCUACACCUUCAUCCAGGUGCUGGUCCGCAGGAUCCGAGGCCUUCUCUGCCGGCCCAGGAGCUAACACACACCCCCACCUGCCCUGUCCGCUCACCUGGCCCAAGGAGAGAUAAGGCCAGUCCCUGAAUGACACUGUCUUAUGUCUUAUGUAUUUCCCAAAAAUGCUCAUUGCUACUUAUUUACUAGUUAUCUGCUGGUGUGCUGCUAUUUUCAGAGCACACUCAUGAAAUUUUACAAUUGU
Messenger RNA from Megalops cyprinoides (Indo-Pacific tarpon), 6167 nucleotides. It is a transcript of the gene nup205, whose product is annotated as nucleoporin 205. Bases 30 to 5990 code for a protein of 1986 amino acids. Lineage: Eukaryota; Metazoa; Chordata; Actinopteri; Elopiformes; Megalopidae. Gene Ontology annotation, cellular component: nuclear pore inner ring; nuclear pore. Gene Ontology annotation, biological process: nuclear pore organization. The transcript has 42 exons. The record is from RefSeq and is a predicted model, not a curated record. Gene Ontology annotation, molecular function: structural constituent of nuclear pore.